Messenger RNA from Brassica oleracea var. oleracea, 4659 nucleotides. RefSeq names its product zinc finger BED domain-containing protein DAYSLEEPER-like. Lineage: Eukaryota; Viridiplantae; Streptophyta; Magnoliopsida; Brassicales; Brassicaceae. The transcript has 3 exons. Gene Ontology annotation, molecular function: protein dimerization activity; DNA binding. The record is from RefSeq and is a predicted model, not a curated record. The coding region runs from base 340 to 2331 and encodes 663 amino acids.
AUUAUUUAGAAUGACUAAAAAUAUACUUUUUGAGUCUAAUAACAAUUUUGCUCUAAAGUAAAGCGUGGACAAGUCAGAAGGAAGUCCAAGAGAUGGGCCGUUGUAAAAGCCCAAUAGGCAGCCCAAAGGCAGUUUAAAAAGCUUUCUCGACCUAAACCCUUAUCUCUUAUCUCUAUUUUCCACCAAAGGUCCAAUUAGCCUCUCAAGCCCAAAUCUCUCUCUCUCUCUCUUUCUCCCUCCGCCGGACAUCCGCUCGAUUCCUCCGUCGCCACCGCGCCAGAUAUUUCUCAGUUUACGACGUAGCGCUUUCUUCCUCGCAGAAGCAAGAAAAACAAGAAGAUGGAAACAGCACUGGAGGUAUACAAUGACGUUGACAAGAGAUCACCAGAGACACAACCCAUCAAGCGACGCAAGAAGCAGUCAAAGGUCUGGGAACACUUCACUAUCCAGUUUACACAGCCAGGUUGCAGAAGGGCUUUCUGCAUAGGCUGUAACCAGAGCUUUGCUUACAGCAACGGCUCCAAAGUAGCUGGCACGAGCCAUCUCAAGCGUCACAUUGAUAAAGGCACUUGUCCUGCACUUGUUCAUCAUCAUAAUACCCAGGACAACAAUGAGAUGAUGACACCCCACACUGCCAAGAGUGAGACACCCUACACAGAUAAGAGUGAGACACCUAGGAGGAGGCGUUACCGAACCCAUGACACAAGUGCUUGUGUUGUGUUUGAUCAGGACAAGUGUCGCCAUGAGAUUGCCAAGAUGAUCACUAUGCAUGACUACCCUCUUCACAUGGUUGAGCAUCCAGGGUUCGUCUCCUUCGUGCAUACUCUCCAGCCUAACUUCUUUGACGCUCUCAGCUUCAACAAUGUUCAAGGAGACUGUGUGGCGACUUACCUUGCGGAAAAACAGAAUGUCAUCAGGUCUUUAGAAGGGAUCCCAGGACGCUUCUGUCUCACGCUGGACUUCUGGACAUCCAAACUAACUCUUGGUUAUGUGUUUAUAACCUGCCAUUUCAUUGACAAUGAUUGGAAGAUACAAAAGAAGCUUCUCAACGUUUUGAUGGAACCUUGUCCAGAAUCUGAACAAGCUCUGAGUCUUGCUGUUGCUAAUUGUGUUUCUGAAUGGGGUCUGGAGGGCAAGUUGUUUAGCGUUACCUUCAACCAUCCGGCGAGUAAGCCUGCAGCUGAAAAUAUCAGACCUCUACUAUGCAUCAAGAACCCUCGGAUUCUGAAUGGUCAGAUGGUGAUAGGAAACUGCGUUGCGCGAACAUUCAGUGGCCUUGCUAAAGAUGUGCUGGAUAAAGGGAAAGAUGUGAUCAAGAAGGUCCGUGACUGUGUGAAGCACGUGAAAACCUCAGAGUCCCAUGAGGAGAGGUUUGUUGCGCUCAUGGAACAGCUUCAACUUCCAGGCGAGAAGGUACUUUCUCUUGAUGAUCAGACGCAAUGGGACACAACGUAUAAGAUGCUUGUGGCUGCUUCAGAGUUAAAGGAAGUGUUCUCUUGCUUAGACACUGCUGAUCCUGACUUCAAGCAACCUCCUCCUUCGACAGAAGAUUGGAGCCACGUGGAGACACUUUGCACACUCCUGAAGCCUCUUCUCGAAGCGGCCUCUACUCUUCAGACAACUGGAAGUCCCUCUGCUGUUACGUUCUUCCAUGAAGUGUGGAAGACGCACUCAGAUCUGUCUAGGUCCAUAGCCGGAGAUGAUCCUUACGUCGCGGGUAUUGUUAAAACCAUGAAAGAGAAGGCUGACAAGUACUGGAGAGAGUGUAGCUUGGUUUUGGCAAUGGCGGUUGUGAUGGAUCCUCGGUUCAAGAUGAAGCUCGUGGAGUUCAGUUUCUCCAAGAUAUUCGGUGAAGACGCUGGGAAGAACAUCAAUACCGUGGAUGAUGGGAUCCACGAGCUCUUCAGCGAGUACGUGGCACUCUCGGCCCCGGUGAAAGCGGCCUCUGAAGAUGAACUGUCAGAGUUCGACAAAUACAUAAUAAAGGAGAGGGCAGGGAAGAAUCUGAAGUCAGAGAUGGACCAGUACCUUGAGGAAACGCUGUUACCACGGGUUCAGGAGUUUGAUGUUCUCGAGUGGUGGAAACAGAACAAGCUCAAGUUCCCAACAUUGUCGAAGAUGGCUAGAGACAUCCUCGCUAUCCCAGUCUCGGCUGCAGCCUUUGACUAUGUCUUUGACGUGGAACCGAGGGAGAUGGAUGAGUACAAGACGUCACUGAGGCCUGAGACUGUGGAGGCUCUUAUUUGCGCGAGGGAAUGGCUACGUGAGAGUGAUGCUUCUUCUGGAGCAGAUGUGCAAAUGUCAAGUGCUAUUGUCAAAGCUGAAACAUAGGUGCUUCUUUUGUGUGAUAUUGAGUACUAGUUGGAGAGGCGGUGACCCAAAUUUACAACAAACAAGACUCAUUGCAGGUUGAAGAUCAGUGUCAACUAUGUCGAUGAGUUCAUCUGUUUUUCUUGCACCAUUGUUGCAGGCAAUGUCCCUGACAGUUCAUCCUCAUAACUCAACAAAAUUGUACAACCGAUCAUUACCCAGUAUGAAAUCCAGAUGAACCAUUUGUUUCGUAUAAGAGAUGUUUGUUCUACUAUUUUUUUUUUGUCAUCUGUUAAUAUAUAUUGAUCUUUGGAAACGUUCAAGGAACCAAUACAAAUGCUAUCCAAUAACAACUCCGAUAACCAUACUAAACUUUUGACUUCCCUAACAGCCAAGCCACUCAAGCUAGAUUAACAAAAGAAGACUGAUAAACCUGCAACAGUCACAAUACCCCAAACCAAAAAAUCGUCAAACAACCACGCCAGCAAGCUUCACUUCCCGCCAAUUUAAAUAGAGGAGAGACCUUCAUCAAUCUCAAACAGUUCCGAAGCCAUAAUGGCGGACCUGCCGCUACAUAUGAUUGAUGAUAGCCCCCUUUAGUCACACUCUGUGCAAUGAGGAAGGCUCCUCUGUUCAUUGGCCGUUCCUCUUUCACCAGUCUCCACCAUUCCAUUCUUGCAAGCUCGUUAAGAAGCACAGAGGAUUGCCCAUUAAAGCUCGGCCAGGUCUGAGAAUCAUCUUUGUUAAUGUGCAAUCAUCAAUAGCAAAGAUAACUCUAUCAAAAUGAUGCGCCUUGGUACAUUGAAUAGACCAUAGUAGCGCUUCUAGCUUAGCCUAAUGAUGGCUGCCAACUCGAGUAAAAGCUCUCCUGCUAUGCAAAAGGACUUGCCCUGUAUCAAUCCGCAGGACCCACUGUUAAACCAUGUUAUAAAAACUGUGGAAUAUUAAAAAAAUGCUUCAUGUGCUUUGGCUUUUGGUCCUCCAUUGAUUGAUUUUGACUGGACAUUAAUCAUCACUGCCUUCAUCAUGGCUUCCUGCAAUUAUAUUAUUAUAGCCAGCCAGACAUCUGAUAUAGUAAAUUCCUAUUAGUAAUUAAUCAAAUGGUAGAAGUAAAAUAUAGUUGAACCGUCUAGUUCCCUUUCUCUCCCAAGCCAAGGUCGCCGCCGCUUCUCAGUUUCGUCUCUGCUCUGGCGGUUGGCUCUGCCGCAGCCGUCGGGAGCAGCCCCUCCGUUUCAUUUAUGUCUUCGGCGUUGUAUCUCGUUUUCAUGUCUCCUCUGAAAGUUUCGGCUUGGUAUCGUCAGAUCUGAGUGGGAGAUUUUAUUGGAUCCGAUCUCGUCGUCAUUCUCGGUGCUCAAGGGCGUUCUCCUUGGCGUUCAGUGUUGCUGAGGCUCGAUGGUAAGAUCCGGGUUGAAUCUCUGUUUUUCGUAGCCUCAGUGUAGCAGCUAAUGUCUCCGGAUGGUUUCUUUGUUCGGGGUUUAGUCUAGGAUGUGGUCAUGUGGUUUAUCUGAGUUUCUGGUGAGUUGGGUUUCGAUUGGCGUAACUGAUGCAGGCUCGUGUCUUUGAUUUGGUUCGCAGUGGAUGUGCUUGCGGGUUCAGAUAUGUGGUUAUAUGUCAACUCAAAUCUGGUUAGUUGCUUCCCAGUCGUGUUCCCUGAUGUUGCUGUCUCAGUUUGACUUCUUAUCAGUGUCUUUGUCUAUCUCAUAUAAGUUGUUGUCGAGCUCUUGUAUCUUUGGGCUUGAGAGUCUUAAUCGUUUUGUGCCAAGGGAGUAAGUGCUUGGUGAGUGUGACUUAGCAGUCUUUUUUCUAGGGUAAGGUUUCCAGUGGUUGCUUGCAGUUUGGUUCUUCUCUCGUGAGUGGUUCUAGAGAAGUUCGUUUGGCAAGAUUUCAGAUUUGUGGUGUUUGGGUGAGCUUCUUUCUUUGGUUUUCAGAAGUAUAUGUAUCCAAGGUGUGUGGACUGAGCAGCGGUUCCCCUUGUCGAGUUAUGAAGCCUCCGGUGUGUGGUCUUAUCGGUUGGCGUGCGAGGCAGCAACGAUAAGUCUGGUAUGCAGAAGUGGAGAUUACCGGGUGGCAGGCUAUAGGCAGCAGCGGUAAUUCUCGAUCAUUGGUCCUUUCUUAGUUCUAAAACCUGCUAGGUUUUCUAUUUUGGCUCAUGCAUAGAUGAAUUUGUUAUGUGUCUCUAUUGUCUUUUAGAUUUCAUGUGUAUUUUCUCAAGUCAUCCCGGUGUGGGUUUAAGUCGCCCCGGUAUGGGUUCUAGUCGCCGCUUCUUAUGGGCUCUUGGUUCUGGGGCUAUUUGUUUCUGCUGCCAGCAUUUAUAUAAAUAUUGGUAUUUCGAUUAUGAAUGAAGUUCAA